CGAAAAUAUGGGUAUCAAUUACGAUAAGUGGGAUAACCUCGAGGAGUAUUCUUCAUCUGAUGAGGACGAUAGAGAAAGUGUCGCAGCUGCUCUAAGGUUCAAGACGCUUGCAACAGACGAAACAAAGCCAAAGGGAUUGUUGAUAACCGUACCAUGGGACACAUAUUGUGAAGCUGUGCGAUGGGCAUUGGAUCGACAUGGUGUUACAUACAUAGAGGACAACUAUCCUUGGGGGGGACAUAUAUGGGCGACUUUCGGGUUUUCACAACCGAUGCCAAAAGACCAGCAAGUGAACGUCCCGAUCUUUAGAUCCGGCAAAGGAGAGAUCUUUCGACGCUCACCCGUGGACAUUUUUACCUGGCUGUUCGCUCAUUCCCUCUCCACGACACUCCGCCUUUACACCCCUCCAGACGCACUAGACUUUCAGACAAUGUAUGAUACCUUACUAGCACCUGCUGCACGCCACAUAUUCUUGCACGUGGUCCUCAAUGACCAUAGGCUGGCAAGGAAGUAUCUGAUCGAAACGGUACACUUGAAACCGUGGCGAGCAGCGUACGCGGUAGCCUGGCCCAUAAUUCGUCUAGUCAUGAAAUCAUGGUUCGGGAUAGGUUCUCACCGAGCAUUGCUCAAUGCGCUAAACGAAGUGAGCCAAGUAUUUUCCAAAGUUGAGCAAGUGCUGGAAAAGCAAAGCGCAUCGGUACCAAGAGGAAAAGAGCCCUACAUAUGCGGACCAAAGCUUACAGCAGCAGACAUAUCGUUUGCGUCCCAUUGUAUUCCCAUUUUGUUUCCCAACCCUCAGAAGGAUUCCUAUGCUACCCGCUUAGGCAUGUCAGUGCCUUCGUUAAGUGAGCUGCCAAAAUCACUGGCCGAAAAAGUGAAGGAAUUGCGCGAAACUCGGGCAGGGAGACAUGCCAUUAGGAUGUGGAGGAAGGAAAGGGGCGAUUCGUUGAGAACGUGGCGGACGCGAUACGGGAAAGAGAACAAUCCUUGGUGGGCGGAUGAAGCACGGUUGAGCAGUAUCAUCUGGGGGAUCAUUACAAUCGCGAUUGGCCUGAUGGUGGCCCUUGUUAAGGCGUACGGUUUCUGGUUUGCAACUCUCGUAUUGAUGGGAGUCACCGCCGUUGCUGCCUGCGCCCUAACAAUUAUGAUGAAAGGCACGGUUUGGGAAACCCGCGUAAAGCAAAUGUGGUUCGUCUGUUUCAGCAAUCACAACAUAUCUGAACCGGCUGACAAAGGCAGUGCGAGGACUCCAAACAAGACGCUACGGGAAGUCAAAGCAUGGACACCAUCGCGUGAGAGGGAGCAAAAGAAGGAGCGUGCGAUGUAGUAAGGUAAGAGAACAGUG
This is a messenger RNA of Spizellomyces punctatus DAOM BR117, 1345 nucleotides long. RefSeq lists its product as uncharacterized. The record is from RefSeq and is a predicted model, not a curated record. Lineage: Eukaryota; Fungi; Chytridiomycota; Chytridiomycetes; Spizellomycetales; Spizellomycetaceae. Bases 8 to 1327 code for a protein of 439 amino acids. The transcript is spliced from 3 exons.